GACAUUUUCAUGUGUUCAUUAUAAAUCUACCUAAGUUUCAAACGAGAAAUUUUUCAUAUUAAAUUUUUUUACAAUGAAAUUUUAUUCGUUUGUUUUAAUAUUUAUUGUUGUUUUCGUGUUGCAACCAGACAAAAGAGUUCAUUGCGAAACUUAUCGUGCUAUGUAUGAAAAUUAUAUCGAAAGGGUGGUGAGUCACAUUUAUUCACAAAUUAUAUCGUAUCGAAAACAAGAUUCAAAUAAUGAUAUGGAUAUAGACGAAGCUUUCCAACCAAAUUCUAAAAUGUUAAAUUUUAAUCUAAAAUAUUGUUAUACAAUAAAUAUACUCAAUUUAAAGUACAUUCAAAUACUGAAAAAAUUCUUUAAUUUAAUAAAACUUAUCCUCAAUGCAUGCCAAAAAUAUCAUCCAAAAAAUGAAUUAAAUAAAUUUAUUCUGUGUGUACAAAUGGUUGAAAUAAUUAUAAAAGAUUCAAAAAAUAUGGCUGAAAAUUUACACAAUGCUAUGAAGUUUUUAAGCUACAUAGAUAUAAGAUUUUUGUUUUCUCAAGGCUCCGUGGCGCAUCCUAUAUUUGAUAUAAUCGACUUUAUAUAUCAGUACAUCUUAAAUAUAAGUUCGGAAACCAGCUCAUUUGAUCUCAACAAAUCACCUUAUGAAAUUUCUAAAAUGAAACUUGAAAAUUUGAUAAUAUUUCAAGCAGACGUAUCAACAUUAAUGUUCAAUUUUAUUCAUAAUAGUACAUUCAUAGAUAUUAUUCUUUUAAAUGAUUUAAAAAAUAUUAAAAUUGUGGAAUUACCUAAUAAAUUUAUACCUAAAAGAAAUGAAAUAAUUACUAAGUUCUUCAACAAAAUUAUUGAAGUUUGGUACAAAAACUUAGGAUUUGAAGAAUUUCUCAACCCUACAACAGCAGAAUUCAUACCUCCAAUAGACCCAGAUAUAAAUCAAAAUGAUGGAAUUGAAGCUCUUAAUAUUAUUCGUAAAGAAUCUGGUUGGGAAAAAAUGAACCACAUAAGUAUAGUUUAUUUUGGUAAACAAUUCAGUGUAGAUCGUAUAAUAAAUGAUGAAGUUAGUAACAUAAAUUUUCAAAUAAAAAAGGAACACGUAUCACAACUAUUAAGAUGUAGAUUUACAGAAAUAAUGAAAAACUAUCGUUCAUUAUUUUCUGCAAUGUUAUAUAUAUGCGAUAAAGAUGCCCUUAACUAUUACAAUAAUUGUGUAAUUAAAUUAUUUGGCUCAUUCGUUAAAUCAAAAACAAUGCUUGAAGAUUUAUAUGAAGCUUUAGUUACUUUAAAGAAAUCAUCAAUAUGGAGUGUUAAUUAUACCUCUGAAUCAAAUUUACAGAUUGUUUUUGAAUGGGUUGCAGGAUUUCUCAGUUUGUUGGAGAAUAAUGAUUUUUCUUUAAAAAAUAUUAAUGAUAAUAAAAAGAUUAAACAACUUCUCUACAUUUUUAAAAAAAAAAUUAAUAUUUUUAGUACUCAUUUAUUUAGUGAAAUGAAGAUAUUUAAUACCCUGUGCCAUAAAGAUGACAAAUUUAAAAAUGUUCAGUAUUAUGUAAACUAUUUUAGGAAUCCAGAAAAUGAAUCAAUUAAUUUAAAUCCUGAGAAUUCAAUGCAAAUUAUGCUUAACGCAUGUAAUUUUUUUGACAAUUUUUGUGAAAAUGUUAGCAAAUCUUGUUAUAAAGAUCUGGGCUUUGAAAAACUUCCACACUAUAAAAUAAAGAAUUAGAAGCAAACUUUUUUAGCUUAUAUUUAAUUCACUAUAAUCACAACUUGCACAAUGAUUUUUGACUUAGCGAUUGUUUUACUUCCGUACAUAAAUAAUAUAUAUUGUUUCCGGAAUAUUUUAUUAAUAUACAAUUAACACUGUAUAAUUUUAUUGAGCAAUAUAAUCUUCAGUAAUUGUAUUAAUGUACUAUAAUUAUUUACUUAAUUAACAAACUAUCUAAUA
Daktulosphaira vitifoliae (grape phylloxera) is the source of this 1942-nucleotide messenger RNA. RefSeq lists its product as uncharacterized. Bases 74 to 1720 code for a protein of 548 amino acids. Lineage: Eukaryota; Metazoa; Arthropoda; Insecta; Hemiptera; Phylloxeridae. The transcript is spliced from 2 exons. The record is from RefSeq and is a predicted model, not a curated record.